AUGGCUACACAGACAGAGAGCGUUCAUCCGAUCGUUAAACCUGCACCACAUGACUGGACUCAUAGCCUGAAAUCGAAAUGGCCCAUCACUCUGGACUUGUAUGGAUCGAAUCUGCCAUGUCGCCUCGAAGGCGAAAUAGAAGAUCUCGUCGUUCUCGGACAAAUACCAAAAGAAAUCGACGGCUCGUUCUAUCGAAUCAUGGUCGAUCCUUUUAUGCCCCCAUGUGAAGGCAACGUGCCUCUCGAUGGAGAUGGAAAUAUCUCUGUUUUUCAAUUCCAUGAGGGAAGAGUGCACAUGCGUACGAGAUAUGUCGAGACUGAGAGGUACUUGCUGGAGAGGAAGGCGAACAAGAGUCUAUUUGGGUUGUAUCGAAAUCCAUUCACUCAUCAUCCUUGUGUUCGAGCUGCCGUUGACUCUACAGCCAACACCAACCUCGUUCUCUGGGCCGGCCAUCUGCUAGCCCUCAAGGAAGGUGCCUUGCCAUAUGCAUGCGAUCCACACACCCUCGAGACUCGCAUGUACGACCCAUUUGGCGGUCAAGUCAACUCCAAGACCUUCACAGCACACCCCAAAUACGAUCCGUUCAAAGACGAGCUCGUCGUGUUUGGCUACGAAGCAAAAGGUCUCGCCACAACGGACGUCGUCAGCUACACCAUCAAUCGUGCCGGAAAGAUCGAGAACGAGCUGUGGUUUCACCAGCCGUACGAAACGCCAGGCGCCAUUCACGAUGCUGCUAUCACACCCAACUGGCUUAUCCUUUUUAUUUGGCCCUUUGAGGCCAGCGUGGAGCGAAUGAAGCGGCGCGGCCAUCACUGGGCGUGGGCGGAUGAUCGAAACUUCACUGUGAUUGUUGUUCCGCGGAAGGCCGAUCAUCCAGUUGCGCCUGGAUGGAAACCGAAUGAAGUCCGUUCUUAUCACUUCAAGAUCUGCAUGCCCAUUCACACUGGUGCUGCGUGGGAGGAGCCAGAUGGGAGGAUCAUGGUUGAGAGUAGUCGCGUGCACGAUAAUGCCUUUCCAUUCUUCCCGCCAGACACUGACAACCCACGAAUGCCCUCACCCGAAACAAAAGCCGACUACGUUCGCUGGGAAAUCGAUCCGACCAAACCAGAUGGCAGCCAUCUCGCCGAGCCACACAUCGUACUCGACAUCCCCUCCGAAUUUCCUCGCAUCGACGAACGCUUCCUCACCCAAAAGACCGCCAUCACCUUCCUAAACGUCUUCAUCCCAGACGGCUCCGACGGCUCCAAGAACAUCUACCACGGCCUAAACGGCCUCGCAAUGCACAGCAACAAAACCGGGGAAACGAGCUUCUUCUACGCCGGAGAUGAAUCACAGAUCCAAGAACCAAUUUUCAUUCCACGAACCGAUGACGCGGAGGAGGGCGAUGGGUGGGUUAUGACGCUUGUGGAAAGGAGGGGUGGGGUGUCGAGGUGUGAUGUUGUUGUUAUUGAUACGAGGGCCUUUGAGAGGCCCGUGGCGAUUGUACAGUUGCCUUUUAGUAUGAAGGCUCAGGUGCAUGGGAAUUGGCUUAGUGCGAAGGCUCUUGGGGGGUAUCGUCCUAUUACUAGACAAGUGCCUGAGGUUAAGGUAUCUGGUCGAGGGGCUUUGGAGCCGUUGUGA
Molecule: messenger RNA, 1620 nt
Organism: Zasmidium cellare ATCC 36951
Lineage: Eukaryota; Fungi; Ascomycota; Dothideomycetes; Mycosphaerellales; Mycosphaerellaceae
Exons: 7
Coding region: 1-1620 (539 amino acids)
Biological process (GO): carotene catabolic process
Molecular function (GO): carotenoid dioxygenase activity
Source: RefSeq, a predicted model, not a curated record